GGGAAGGGAGCCGGGCGCCGGGGCGAUGGCGGGGCUGAAGACGGCGAGCGGGGAGGCCAUCGACGGCUCCUUCGAGCUGCAGGUGGAGGUGGAGGAGGGCGACGCAGUGGGGCAGGCCGGCAGCCCCCCGGCAGCCCCCCGCGCCCUCGCUCUCCGCGUCACCGGGGACCUCCAUGUCGGCGGCCUCAUGCUCCUCAUCGUGGAGACUGUCGGGGUGCAGCGGGACUGGUCGGACCACGCGCUGUGGUGGGCGCAGCGGCGGCAGUGGCUCCUGCGCCCCGGGCGCACCCUGGACGCGCUGGGGGUGGGGGGGGACGCCCGGCUCCGUUUCGCCCCCCAACACCGACCCCUGCGCCUGCGUCUGCCCAACCGCCGCCGCCUCCGCCUGCGCCUCUCCUUCGCCCAGCCCCUGGCCCACGUCGUCGCACAGGCCUGCCGCCUGCUCGAGGGGAGACACUGGGUUGUACUGGGAGUCACUGGGGCUGGGUGUCCCCAGGAGGAGCUCACCACCGUCCCUGAGCUGGCUGAGGAGCUGGAGAUCUACAGACCCCGCAAGCUGACCCUGCGGGGGUUUCGCCCCACCUGGGCCGUGCUGAAGGAGACGUCGCUCUCAUAUGGCCGCAGCCCCCCACUGGUGCCCCGCAUCCUGGAGGUCCUCCACCGCGUGGGGGCGCUGUCGCCGGCGCAGGCCCGGCUCCGUUUCCUGGAGGCCUGGAGGGCGCUGCCCGGCUUCGGCCUGGCCUACUUCCUCGUGCGGUUCAAGGGCAGCCGCCGGGACGAGGUGUUGGGCGUCGGCCCCUCCCGGCUGCUCCGGCUGGAUCCCGGCACCGGCAGCGUCACCCGUGCCUGGCGGUACAGCGCCCUGCGCCAGUGGAACGUCAACUGGGACACCCAGCAGGUGACACUGGAGCUGGAGGGGGAGGUGACGCUGGCGCUGUGCGUGCUGUCGGCCCCGUGCCAGGCGCUGCACGAGUUCCUGGGGGGGUACCUGUGCCUGGGGGGGCGGCAGCCGGGCCAACCCCUCGACCUCCGCCUGUUCCACAAGCUGACGGGGGGGCAGGAGCCCCUCUGAGACCCCUCGCGCGAGGGGUCCCCCGCAAUGUCGGCGCCGCCGGCCUCGGGCCCCCA
Haliaeetus leucocephalus (bald eagle) is the source of this 1128-nucleotide messenger RNA. Its product is annotated as fermitin family homolog 3-like. Gene Ontology annotation, cellular component: focal adhesion. Gene Ontology annotation, molecular function: integrin binding. Lineage: Eukaryota; Metazoa; Chordata; Aves; Accipitriformes; Accipitridae. The transcript has 7 exons. The coding region runs from base 26 to 1072 and encodes 348 amino acids. Gene Ontology annotation, biological process: integrin-mediated signaling pathway; cell-matrix adhesion. The record is from RefSeq and is a predicted model, not a curated record.